Musa acuminata subsp. malaccensis (wild Malaysian banana) is the source of this 1117-nucleotide messenger RNA. Its product is annotated as binding partner of ACD11 1. Lineage: Eukaryota; Viridiplantae; Streptophyta; Magnoliopsida; Zingiberales; Musaceae. Gene Ontology annotation, molecular function: RNA binding. The record is from RefSeq and is a predicted model, not a curated record.
UCUCCUCUUCUCCCCACCCUCCCCAAGUCGAUUCGGAAUUCUCGAUGGCAUCGAAGCUCCAUCAUUCGCCCUUUUAGCCGAUCACGCUCGGUUAUCUUCAGGAUUCGACGAAACGUCGGUUCCAAUGGAGCAGUGCAAUUUGAGGGCAGGGGCAGAUCCCCAGCCAAUGAAUGCAUCAAACUGGACAAUUGAUGUUUCAGAUGUAACAACUGUCAAAAUUAACAAUGUUUCUUCGGCUGCGUCUGUGAAGGAUAUCGAAGAAUUCUUUUCUUUCUCUGGGCAUAUCAAAUACAUCGAAAUGCAAAGAGAAUCAGAAAUGUCUCAGCUUGCUUAUGUCACUUUCAAAGAUUCACAGGGAGCAGAUACUGCACUUCUUCUUUCGGGAUCAACUAUAGUUGAUCGUUGUGUCACUAUUUCACGGGUUGAAAAUUACCAGUUGCCACCUGAAGCUUGCAGGCGCACACUGGAAGACGAGUCAUCGCCGACCAAUGCAGCAGUCGGGAAGACAGAAGAUGUGGUAAGUACCAUGUUGGCCAAAGGUUUUGUUCUUGGCAAGGAUGCACUCAAAAGAGCCCGAUCCUUCGACGAGCGACACCACUUCCUGUCCGCUGCAUCUGCCACCAUCGCCUCUCUGGACCGCAAGAUGGGCCUAAGCGAGAAGUUCAGCACCGGCACAGCCAUGGUCAGCGGCAAGGUGAGGGAGGUGGACGAGCAGUUCCAGGUGUCUGGGAUCACCAGGUCUGCCCUUGCGGCAACCGAGCAAAUGGCCAGCAAUGCUGGAUCAGCCAUCAUGAGCAACCACUAUGUCUCCACCGGAGCAUCGUGGGUCUCGAGUGCACUUAGCAAGGUGGCGAAGGCAGCCGAGGAUGUGAGCACGAUGACCAAGGAGAAGGUGGAGAAGGCUGAGGAGCAAAGGAAGGAGAUCAUUUGCAGGGACAGGAGGGAGAUGGUGAGUGAGUUUGCACAGGUCUAUCUUGAUGAGCCCUCAGUCGGUGAGCCUGCAAUUGUUCCUGUGGUUUCGGUGGACGUAAAGAUCAUCUGACUUUGUGAAGAUUUCUUCUGUUCAUUGUUGCAAAUGUUGGAUGCUGAAUUUAGCAUGUUUGGUGAUUGAAAUAUC